This is a messenger RNA of Anopheles nili, 2833 nucleotides long. It is a transcript of the gene Golgin97, whose product is annotated as golgin subfamily A member 1. Bases 120 to 1976 code for a protein of 618 amino acids. The transcript has 7 exons. Gene Ontology annotation, cellular component: Golgi apparatus. The record is from RefSeq and is a predicted model, not a curated record. Lineage: Eukaryota; Metazoa; Arthropoda; Insecta; Diptera; Culicidae.
UUAACGACCAUGCUGGAACAGUAAGACGGAUGUGGCAAGAGAGUGUUGAAAGUCCACACCGUAGCUCUGCAAUUGUGCUACGAUCCUGAACUACGCAGAAAACGAAACAUACCCACAACAUGUUCACUUCGCUGAAGAAUAAGAUCCGCGAAGAAACCGGUAACGAUGUGGCCCCGCUGUCUGUUUCUCGAGCUCGCCGUAGCCGACCGGAAUCGCUGACCAGUGCCAGCUCGAUCGACGAACUAAGUGCGUUGGAACAGAAGGAGGCAGAACUUCGUGCAACCCGGCUGGAGCUUCAGGAACUCGCCGGGCAUCUGAGUACUUUCCGAGAGCAGGCCCGUUUGCUGGAUAAUGAGAAGUCCCGACUAGAACAGGCGAACCGGUCUUUGGAGGAAAAGCUGCAAGCCUGCCAGGUGCAACGUGAUAUGCAACGUGAUGAGCAGGACAAGAUACAAAACUGUCAGCAGCAGGAGAUUUCAAAGCUGAAAAGUAUGCUACUGUUUCGCGAGCAGGAGGCCAUAGAUCGAAUAGCGCACCAGAAAAGUGCCGAGCAGCAGGCCGAAAGCCUCCGGCAGGAAGUGAACCGUUUGCGGGAAAUCGAACCAAUGCUAGAAAACACCCAGGACGAGCUGGAAAACCUGCGCCAUUCUUCGCAAUGCGAGCGGAACAAUCUGGUGUCGAAGCUAGCUGCGGUCGAGGAAGCCAACCGCCAUCUGAAAAGCCGCGUACAGGUGUUAGAGGACACGCGGGUCUCCCUAGGAACGAACAGCGGAACUACGGAUGAAAAAGUUCAGUGUCUGCUGCAGGAGCGCGACCUGCUCGAACAGCGUCUGGAAGCGGCCCACCUGCAUUUAUCUGAUAUCAAGGCCAGCUGGAGCAUGCAAAACAUGGCGCUCGAAACGCAGGUGAGCAGACUAUCACGCCAGGUUGCGGAGGAAACCACCGAAAAGCGUAACACGCUCAAGGCAAAAGAUGAGCUGAUCGAGAAGCUGAAGCAGCUGGAAUUCGAGUUUGAAAAGCUGCGAUCGGAAAUAACCCAACGGGACAAUAAGAUUAAACUAAUGAAUGAAGAGAUAGAUGAGCUACAUUCCGCCCUCCGCGAGGCACGCGAACAGCAUGAAGAGGAGGUCACGUUUAUGAGCAGUAAAGUUGAACAAAUGCAAAUCGAGUGUGGCGACCUUCGAACUAAUCUUGCCGAUUCGGAACAGCGUCUACUGGAGUGCUUGGAGAGUGCUGACCGUUCCACAGGUGCCUAUCAGGGACAGGUGAUGGAAUUUGAAAAUACCGUGCAAGAGCUAAACCGUCAACUGGCUAGCGAAACACAGGAAAAAAUGGCUGUAUUAAUGAAGAACGCAGAAAUGUCGCAACAAGAGGAGAUACUUCGACAAGAGUUGCGGCACGAAAAAGACGAAUCGAUCGAGCUACACGAUCGUGUCAUGAUGCUGCAGCAUGAAUUGGAAAAACGGCUGAACACCGUCAAUGAGCUGCGUAAACAGGUAGAUGAACUUAUGACAACUAAUCUCAAUUUGAAUGCCGAUCUAGUUGAAAAAAAUAAGGUUGUAAAAACUUUAAAUCAGCGUCUUGUUGACAUGAAAAAAACGCUGCAAGAGGAGCUGAAGCAGAACGGUACCAAUAACAAUCACCCUGCGGGACAUAUCCAGCAAGCCGGCGAUCGAUCGCUGGAACGAUCGAAAAGUUUUGAGAGCAAAGCAAUCGUGAAGGAGAUGGGAAACUUCAAACAAAACGGAACCGGGUCCGGACCGGUUGUAAUGGAUGAGGUGAACUUCCGCUAUCUCAAGCAUGUGAUAAUCAAAUUUCUUACAAGUCGCGAGGUCGAAGCACGGCAUUUAAUUAAGGCUGUAUCUACUCUACUACAGCUUAGUUAUGAGGAAGAAAAAUUACUGCACGAUACACUUAACUGGAAGAUGAGCUGGUUCGGAAGCCGGCCAGGUCAAGUCACGCUUUCUACCAGCUAAAGUUUCCGUCGGGUGACAAGUCACAGUGCGCCCACGUGCUUCAAGUCCUCGACGUAUCUUCGAUUGAUUGUCUCUUUUUAUGUGAAAUCUGUCAAGGGGAUUCAACAGGCGACCAGCAUUAACCAAAGUAUAGUAAUCUCAUUUCAACGGACGGGGUAGUGCAAAAGGAAUCGACAUAAUCAAAAAUAAUUUUUAUGAUUGUGAGAGAACGGUUUGGGUGCGGCAAAAAGCUCUGCACAAAAUGGCGUACCAACCGAUUAGAUCGCUUUAUUUCGUGGGAUGUUUUAAGAAUUUUUGCUUCUAUUUUUGUAACUUUUACAGAAUUGUUUUUUAUACGCUUUUAAACAAGUAACGUUCGGUAUUAUUUGUGUGAGUUUCUACUGCGAUCAUUCCUAAGUCAACAAGCUAGCUGUGGCUUAUAUAUAAGCUUCCAUAACUGGUCAUUGCUAUGUAUGUGAUUUGCUUUCCAAAGAAACAUUGUAUUUACUAUUUUGCCAUAGUAUUAAAAUCGAUCGAAUGAUGCGUAAACGUGUCAAGUAUUUAUAUGUUUUACUGUGUUUUUAUUUUGCCUUACUUUUCAUAUUAUAAUAUUAUAUAUUAGGUCGGUUUUGCUGCGCCUUAGUAAGGAUUGUUGAAUAGUUUAAACGGUGCAACCCAUAUAUGCAAUAUCACUGGGAAUCAGCGGGGAAAGAUAUCUGGGCUUGGUUCAAAAAUAUAAGGCAACUUCCGUAGGCUGCUACGAUCGAAACCCUCGGAUUACAGUCAGGUUCUCUAAUCAUACGUUCAACACCGCCAUUAUUCAUGUUUGUACGAUUUCAAAUAAACAAAUAAAUGCUAGGUCAAUCAAAGUAUUUGUC